Chroicocephalus ridibundus (black-headed gull) is the source of this 2641-nucleotide messenger RNA. Its product is annotated as protocadherin gamma-B5-like. Gene Ontology annotation, biological process: homophilic cell-cell adhesion. The record is from RefSeq and is a predicted model, not a curated record. NCBI's taxonomy places the organism in Eukaryota, Metazoa, Chordata, Aves, Charadriiformes, Laridae. Gene Ontology annotation, cellular component: plasma membrane. The transcript has a single exon. Gene Ontology annotation, molecular function: calcium ion binding.
GGGAGGAGCGCGGCAAGCUCUGGCGAGAAUGGCGGUGAGGCAGAGGCGGCAGCGAGAGGUCGUGCGAGCGGUGCUGCUGCCAGCUUUGCUGCUGCUGGUGUGCUGCCGGGCGGCGGCGGAGCGGAUCAGGUAUGCCAUCCCCGAGGAGCUGCGCAGAGGCUCGCUGGUGGGGCCGCUGGCGCGGGACCUGGGACUGAGCCCGGCGGAGCUGCCGGCACGCAAGCUGCGGGUGGCGUCUGCCGCUAACAGGCAGCUGAAAUACUUCACGGUGAGCGGGGAGAGCGGGAACCUGUACGUGAGCGAGAGGCUGGACCGGGAGGAGAUGUGCGGCGAGUCGGCGUCCUGCUCCGUCAGCUUCGAGGCGCUGGUGCAGAACCCGCUCAACGUUUUCCACGUCGAGGUGGCCAUCCAGGACGUCAACGACAACGCGCCGCUCUUCCUACAAGACAAUUUCCAGCUAGAGAUCAGCGAGUUGACUCAUCUCGGCGCUCGAUUUGCCUUGGGCGUCGCCGAGGACGCAGAUGUGGGCAGCAACUCGUUGCAGGGCUACAAGCUGGAGGCCAACGGGUACUUCGCGGUGGAGAUGAAGGAGAGCCAGGACGGCAGCAAGUUCGCGGAGCUGGUGCUGCGCCGUGCGCUGGACCGGGAGAGCGAGCAGAGCCUGCGUCUGGUGCUGACGGCGGUGGACGGCGGCGAUCCGCCCCGCAGCGGCACCGCCCAGCUCUGCAUCAACGUCACGGACGCCAACGACAACGCACCCGUGUUCGCGCAGGACCGGUACCGCACAAGCCUGCGCGAGGACGCGCCGCCGGGCUCGACGGUGCUGAACGUCUCCGCCUCCGACGCCGACGCCGGCACCAACGCCCGCAUCACCUACGGCUUCGGGAAAAUGCCGGCCAAGGUGCUUCAGAAGUUCGUGGUGGAGGCGGAGAGCGGGACGAUCAGGCUGCAGGAGGCGCUGGACUUCGAGGACACGCGAGGGUACACGCUAGUGGUGGAGGCGAGGGACGGGGGCGGUCUGGUGGCGCACUGCGAAGUGGAAGUGGAGGUGCUGGACGUGAACGACAACGCUCCCGAAAUCGCGGUGUUGUCGGUGUCGAGCCCGGUGCCCGAGGACGCGCCGGCCGGCACGGUCGUGGCCCUGUUGAACGUGAACGACGCGGACUCCGGGGAGAACGGUCAGGUGUGGUGCGAGCUGUCGGGCGAGGCGCCGCUGUCGAUGGUGUCGUCGUCGGUGGGGUCGUACAAGGUGGUGACGGCGAGCGCGCUGGACCGCGAGCAGGCGUCCGAGCACCGAGUGACGGUGGUGGCCAGGGACCGGGGCAGCCCGUCGCUGUCGAGCCGCGCGUCGCUGGUGCUGGAGGUGUCGGACGUGAACGACAACGCGCCGGUGUUCGAGGAGGCGGCCUACAGCGCCUACGUGGCGGAGAACAACGCGGCGGGCGCGCCGGUGGUGCGCGUGCGCGCGCGGGACGCGGACGCGGGCGCCAACGGGCGCGUGAGCUACUGGCUGGCGGGCGGCAGCGCGGGCGCGGCGCCCUACGUGUCGGUGGAGGCGCGGAGCGGCGCGGUGUACGCGCAGCGCUCCUUCGACUACGAGCAGUGCCGCGAGUUCGCGGUGGCGGUGCGGGCGCAGGACGGCGGGGCGCCGGCGCGGAGCUCCACGGCCACGGUGCGCGUCUUUGUGCUGGACCGCAACGACAACGCGCCGCGCGUGCUCUGGCCGGCGGCGGCGGGAGCGUCGGGGUCGGGAGCGUCGUCGUUGCCGGCGGCGUUCGAGGUGGUGCCGCGUUCGGCCGAGGCCGGCUACCUGGUGGGCAAGGUGGUGGCGGUGGACGCGGACGCGGGGCGCAACGCGUGGCUGUCGUACGAGCUGGUGCAGGCGUCGGAGCCGGCGCUGUUCCGCGUGGGGCUGCACAGCGGCGAGGUGCGGACGGCGCGGGCCGUGUCGGAGAGGGACGCGGCGAAGCAGCGUGUGGUGGCCGUGGUGAAGGACCACGGGCAGCCGGCGCUGUCGGCCACGGCCACGCUGCACGUGGUGCUGGCCGAGAGCUUGCAGGAGGCGCUGCCGGAGCUGAGCGAGCGGGCGGCGGGCGCCGACUCGCCGGCCGAGCUGCAGUUCUACCUGGUGCUGGCGCUGGCGCUGCUCUCCGCCCUCUUCCUGCUGAGCGUGGCGCUGGCCGUGCUGGCGCGGCUGCGCCGGGCCGGGCCGCCCGCCGUGCUGCGCUGCCUGGGCGCGCAGCGCUUCUCCGUGCCCGGCGCCGCCUUCCCGGCCGACUUCUGCGAGGGCACCUUGCCCUACUCCUACAACCUGUGCGUGGCGCCGGCCCGCGCCGUGGCCGAGGGCGCUUGGCUGCCGCCGCCGCUGCCCAGCGUGCCCGCGGAGGAGCUGCUCGGCGCGGAGCCCUGCGGGAAGCCGAGCCCGAGCAGCAGCGCCGGCGCGGGAGAGCCGCCCGCCGACGCCCCGCAGGUGUGUAAGCCCUCUCUCGGUUGUUCUUGAUCUGUGCUGCACCUCCGUGCCUGUUCCCCUGGGAUUGGAUGGAGUGGAUGGGAGCUGGUGUGAAUGGUGAGCGCUGGUCCUUGUGUCCGUGAAGAAAUGAAAGAUUGGCAUAACUCUAUUCCAUUCAGAGCAGGUCGUUAG